Messenger RNA from Eruca vesicaria subsp. sativa (arugula), 438 nucleotides. The record is from the annotation of a GenBank genome assembly. Lineage: Eukaryota; Viridiplantae; Streptophyta; Magnoliopsida; Brassicales; Brassicaceae.
AUGGCGACGCAAGGGGCAUGGCUACAAUUACAAAUGACCUCAUCACCGAAGUUCAUCCUUAGGACAACGGUGACUUUAAAGGAGCUCGGAUUUGUCACUUCACAGCUCAGUGGCUUAAGAAUCUCGCAUCGUCUCUCUACUGACGUCAGCAACCGUAUCUCCUCCCUUCCUUUAUUUCCCAGUCGUCUUCAGCCAAUUGUCGCAAGGAGGAUAUGUCCGUUUACUGGGAAAAAAGCAAACAGAGCCAACAAAGUAUCCUUCUCUAACCACAAGACCAAGAAGUUGCAGUUCGUAAACCUACAGUACAAGAAAGUUUGGUGGGAAGCUGGCAAACGCUUUGUCAAACUCCGUUUAUCUACUAAAGCCUUAAAGACCAUUGAGAAGAACGGUCUCGAUGCUGUUGCCAAAAAAGCUGGCAUUGAUCUUCGCAAAAAAUAG